AUGUAUCAAACAAAAAUGACGCAUGUAGAGAAAUUACCCAGUCGCCCUGGUAAGGAAGCUAUACAUUCGGGACACUUUAUGGUCUCGCAUUUUGAGGCUGAGGGUCAGGAUGAUUUUGAUGACCUAGCAGUACCCAUACCUGAAGAAGAGCAAAACGUACAAAAAGUAUCAACAGUGGCAACCUACACAUUACCUUCUGAAAAAGUUCAACAUUACACUGUAGAAGAAAGUAAACAACAUCAACUACUUUCUAUAGAAAUAUCUCUUACAAAAUUGUUUAAAUGUAUGACUUUAGCAUAUAGACAAAAACUAACAUCUCCAAAAUGGAAUCGUUUCAAAGGUAUAAAACUACGGUGGAAGGACAAAAUAAGAUUGAACAAUGUCAUAUGGAGGUGCUGGCAUAUGCAGUUUAUAAAGAAACAGAACACGUUGGUCUGUCAAUUUGCAUCCCCAUUGGAUGUUGAUACUCACGUAAAACCAGAAACAACUAUACUAGAGGGAAAGUAUUGGAAAAGACGCGCAGAAGCAGUAAUAGCAGAAUAUAAAAAAUGGCGCAUGUUUCAUAUUAUGAGACUCCUUGGCAAGGGGGACACCUCUGUCCAGGAUUCGGUAAAUAUGUCGGACAUGGACACAGUCGAGUCUCAAUGCAGCGACUUCGCGGCCAACAUGCUCACAGACGAGGACUACCUCAGCUUCAUGAGUGACACACUCUUCUCAACCAUCACAAGCCAUCAACCCUUUGCUUUCCCCGAUUGCAGGGAAAUUGCAAGAGGCGCAAGCUUAGCUGAUUUCAUUCAACCAAGCUUAGGUCCUCUGCAACCAAAUCUCGAUGAUUUUAUGGACACACUUGAACCACUCCAGGAUCUUCUUUUGACACCUCGAUUGCCGCCAGUUCCAGAAGAGCCUUCGAUCCCAUCUGAAGACACUUUAUACAGGAGUGGAAUGUCAGUAGAUUCUUAUAACCCACAGAACUAUAUUGCUGAAAGUCAUAAUACUUCAGUCACAAUGCCUACCAGUCAGAUGACUAUUCAUGGUACCAGUAGCAAUGCACAGUUGAUGUCGAUAAAUCAUCAGCAGAUUAAAAAUGAGCAAAUACAAAUGUAUGACAAUAGUCGUCUGUUCGCAACCGCAGAACUGCCAAAUAAUAUGCUCGGUCAACAGGAAAUGUUGCCGACGUAUUCACAGGGUACUUACGAUCAGACUGUGUCACAGCCGGAGGCACAGAUGCAUGGUAACGUUUACAAUGAUAAGACUUCCAGGGUGCAGUACGGGAACUCGCAGCCCAAAAUUAUUGCUCACCAGGAGAAUUGUUACCCGAAAUAUAAUGCUGCUCUGCCGCCGUCCCAGACCGCGCCAGAGACGGUGUCUCUUCUGCAGCAGCCCGUGCAGAAUUCCAAGUACGCUUCAACGGUCGUCAUUCAGGGUCGAGGAGGGUUCAGCCGGGAGAAGCCGCGCUCCCGCAUGUCGCACUACACGGGCCAGAUGACCAACCAUUAUCAGAACUACCCUCAAAUACAGAACCAACAGAGCUUCGAGUCCCGUCCGCGACCCUCGCCGCCUCAGAUGCAGUACCUUCAUCCGAAUGUGGAGUUCAAAUCCAAAUCUUCACCGACCGGCUCGCGACCGUUCAAGCUUCCGUCACCGCCGCUAGUUCCGGUGACGACGCAACAGGUGCAGGUGUCUGCGGGCACGAGUGUGUCAGUGGGUUCCAACAAGCCCUCUAAGGAGCAGUAUCGGUCUCACAGUCUACCGCUGGGCGCUCAGCUCGGCGCCGACUGGCUGGUGACGGCGCCCGCCGCGACCACCACACACCACGCUCACGAUACAUCCGCUACCACCGCCCACCACCCGCGGAGUCGUGAGUGCACCCCGGGCGCGAUCCGCAUGAGGUCCCGCUCGACGUCGGGGGCGGCAGUGGAGGCUGCAGGAGCCGUGGUGGGGUCGUCCGGGACCCCGCGCCGCCAGCCGCCGCCGCUCACCAGCGUCGCCUCUGAACCGACGCUGCCUCAAGCCAGCGUCAUGUUGGCGCAGCUGCUCUCCUCCCAACACUCCCAGAGUCUGUACAAACUGAACAGUGCGGUGGAGGAAACAAGCGGAGGGACCGACCCUAUGAAGUCUCCAGUUCUAAAAGGACAGCACUCUCCUAUCGGCAGCGAUAUUAUUUCGCCUCAUCAUUCGAGGGCGCAGUCCCUGUCCCCGCCGACGUCCCCUUGCUCUGAGAGGGGCGGGUCCCCGCGGGAGCCUCGUCGGACCCACCUACACGCUGAACAGAAGAGACGAUACAACAUCAAGAACGGCUUCGACACGCUGCAGGCUCUCAUACCACACCUCAACACUAACCCCACCGCCAAGAUAAGUAAAGCGGCCAUGUUACAAAAGGGCGCCGAAUACAUAAAACAGUUGAAGGCGGAGAGGCAACAGAUUAAAGAGGAAAUGGAGAGUCUUAGACAACAGAUAGAAUGCUUAAAUAAUUCUAUAUCUAAUUGUCACUCGUUGCUGCCGGCGACCGGAGCGCCCGUGUCCCGAGGUCGCGCCGGUCGUUUGCGAGAAAUGUUCGCUUCACACGUGGCCGUACGGACAGCACACAACUGGAAGUAUUGGCUCUUCAGCGUAGUGAGCGCGGCGCUGGUGGAGUCGUUCAGUUCGUGCGUGUCGUGCAGCAGCGCGGCGGACCUCGUGCGGACAACGCUGCUGUGGGCGGAGCAGCACUGCUCGCUCGUUGAGAUGAGACCCGCGGUUCUUAAUUCCCUGCGAGUUCUCUGCACCACCACGGACAUCCUCACGAGUCCCGAACGCCUGGCAGAAGAGGCGCGCGCCGCUGCAGCCUCCGCUGCGGUCAAGCGUGAGCCGAAUUAA
Danaus chrysippus (African queen) is the source of this 2856-nucleotide messenger RNA. The record is from the annotation of a GenBank genome assembly. NCBI's taxonomy places the organism in Eukaryota, Metazoa, Arthropoda, Insecta, Lepidoptera, Nymphalidae.